Messenger RNA from Myodes glareolus (Bank vole), 1729 nucleotides. RefSeq names its product interferon regulatory factor 3 (gene Irf3). The record is from RefSeq and is a predicted model, not a curated record. Gene Ontology annotation, biological process: regulation of transcription by RNA polymerase II; immune system process. Gene Ontology annotation, molecular function: DNA-binding transcription factor activity, RNA polymerase II-specific; RNA polymerase II cis-regulatory region sequence-specific DNA binding; protein binding. NCBI's taxonomy places the organism in Eukaryota, Metazoa, Chordata, Mammalia, Rodentia, Cricetidae. Gene Ontology annotation, cellular component: nucleus.
GGAAGGCCAAAAAAGGGCAUUGAGGGAGUUGGGUUGGGCCCAGAAGUAGCCUCUAUGCUUUUGGGUUUCUUACCCAAAUUAUGAAAAAGCUGUUUUUAUUUCAAAGUAUCUUUAGAAAAGAAAGUCCCAGCGCUCGGAGGCUUAGCUGACAGGAGGGGAAAGGUGCGUGGCUGCGAAUCUCAGAACUACUGAGGCCCCGACACCAGUGCUGGCCCCAGCGCCCCACGAGUGCACGAUUCCUCCCCGGUAGGUAACGCGGAAGAAUCGGACGGGUGGCGGCCUCAGGGCACAGCAUGGGGCAGCCCUGACGCGCAGGAGCUCGGCGACCGAAAACCAGAAGGGCCAUGCGUUGAAGACGUAGGUCUGCAGUCACAGCACCCAGACUGAAGACAGUAAGAUUGCUGCAAGUUCAAGGCCAGCCAAAGCCCAAGCAUGGGAACCCAGAAACCGCGGAUCUUGCCCUGGCUGGUGUCGCAGCUGGACCAGGGGCAGUUGGAAGGCGUGGCCUGGCUGGACGAGAGCCGCACUCGGUUCCGGAUCCCAUGGAAGCAUGGCCUGCGGCAGGACGCCCAGAUGGCUGACUUUGGCAUCUUCCAGGCCUGGGCUGAAGCCAGUGGUGCCUACAUCCCAGGGAAGGAUAAGCCUGACCUGUCAACCUGGAAGAGGAAUUUCCGGUCGGCCCUGAACCGGAAAGAAGUGUUGCGAUUAGCCGAUGACCAGAGCAAGGACCCUUUUGACCCUCAUAAAGUGUAUGAGUUUGUGACCCCAGCAGCAAGGGACUUUGCACAUCUGGACACCUCUCCUGAUGCCAAUGGCAAAAGCAGUGUGUCUGAUCCCCAGGAAGACCUCCCAGAAUUACUGGGUGACAUGGUCUUGGGACCUCUCCUGGAUGAGGGGUCCUUGGGCCUGGCUAUUGCUCCUCAACCACCACUAAGCCCAAACCUGGACAACCUCCCAAACCUGGCACCCCAGGAAAAUCCACUGAGGCAGCUGCUAGCUGAGGAACAAUGGGAGUUCGAAGUGACCGCUUUCUAUCGGGGCCGGCAGGUCUUCCAGCAGACACUCUUUUGCCCAGGGGGCCUGCGGCUGGUGGGCACCACAGCUGAUAACAGGACACUGCCUGGACAGCCAGUCACCCUGCCAGACCCUGAGGGGUUUCUGACAGACAGGCUUGUGAGAGAGUAUGUGAGCCAAGUACUCAAGGGGCUGGGCAAGGGGCUGUUUCUGUGGCGGUCAGGGCAGUGUCUCCGGGCCCAGCGUCUGGGCCACUCCCAUUCCUUCUGGGCUCUGGGUGACGAGCUGCUUCCAGACAGUGGGCGAGGGCCUGAUGGAGAGGUUCCCAAAGACCUGGACGGAGUUGUGUUCGACCUUGGGCCCUUUGUGACAGAUCUGAUUGCCUUCAUGGAAGGAAGUGGACACUCCCCACGCUACACUCUGUGGUUCUGUGUAGGGGAGUCGUGGCCCCAGGACCAGCCGUGGGUCAAGAGGCUUGUGAUGGUCAAGGUUGUUCCCACAUGUCUUAAGGAGCUACUAGAGAUGGCUCGGGAAGGGGGAGCCUCCUCACUGAGAACCGUGGAUUUGCACAUCUCCAACAGCCAGCCUAUCUCCUUCACUUCUGACCAGUACAAGGCCUACCUCCAGGACUUGGUGGAGGACAUGGACUUAUAGGCCACCAGAGACACCUGAGCCCUGCCCAACAGACACCAAUAAAGCAGUUUAUGCCAUCACA